This is a messenger RNA of Cuscuta epithymum, 1344 nucleotides long. The record is from the annotation of a GenBank genome assembly. NCBI's taxonomy places the organism in Eukaryota, Viridiplantae, Streptophyta, Magnoliopsida, Solanales, Convolvulaceae.
AAGUCCCCCACAUAUACAAGUGUGUUAUUGUUGUUUAUGCUUAACAGGUGAAUCAGAGCAUCAGGUGCUACACACGACCGGUAAAAACACUCACAGAUCAUUAAGUGAUGAACGUGAAGCAGAUGAUGGUAUAAUAUAUAUUACACUUAUUUUGAACUUUGCCACAUAUACAUGUGCGUUAGUAUUAUUUCUGGUAAAUGUAGCUCUCUUAACCAUCAUUUUUAUGUGUGUAGAUGUUGUGAAGUUUUCACGAAGUGAAGAUGACAGUCGCGGUAGGGGACCCUGCAAACAGAUUAAGACAUCUCGUAUGGUUCGUCUUAGUAAACACAGAAUUGAAGUUGCAUACAACAAAAUUACUAAAAGAGCAACCAGUGCUGAGAUACAUAGCCUCCUUGUUCAUGAUGUUGGAGCUAUCAUUCGAUCACAUUGUCCAAUGAAUACAGGUUUUUGGGGGAAAAUAACUGUCGAUGAUAGAGCUGACCUUAUGGAUGAGAUCACGACGAACUUUAAGAUCGACUUUGAAGAUCCUGAUAUAAAAGAGUAUAUAAAUGGACUAUACAAUGGAAGGUAUAGAGAGUUCAAGGCUGAAUUGAGUAAAUAUUACAAGUCAUGUGAGACGCAUGCAAAAGCGCUGACCUUGCCUCCUCCAGAGAUGGUUGACAGAGAUAAGACUGAAUGGGAAUGGUUGUGUAAUCAUUUUAACUCAGAAAAGUUCAAAAAUGCGUCAUCUGCAAACACAACUAACCGUUCAAAUAAGAAGAACAACCACCGUACUGGUUCACGUCCUCUCUCAUAUAUAGUAGAGGAUAUGAUUGCGGAUGGUUCAAAGUUUCCAGAAGUUGCUGCGUUUGAGGUAACUUAUGCUGGGAAAGACAAGCGUUGGAUAAAUGAGGCAACAAAAGAACAACAUGAGAAAAUGGUUGUCAAAACUAAUGAGUAUCUCGCGGAAAAGGCAAAAGAAUAUCAGCUUCCUGAAGACACUCCUUUGGAGGAGAUACCUGUUGAUGAUCCUGAUAUUGGACUUGAAAUAAUGACUUCUGUUUUAGGUACCAAUUCAGGUCGUCGGAUUCGUGGUCUUCGAGAUUCAGGGGCAACAACUAAAAAAGUGCAAAAUUUGGAAAAAGAGUUGGAGGUGGAAAGAGCGGCACGAAAGGCUGCUGAUGCGGCUCGAAUAGAGACUGAACAGAGAAUGCAAAGUACCUUGAAAAAUGUUGGGCAAAAGUUCAACUCCACUUUACAAUCUUGGCAUCAAUCUUUAAUGCAGGUAGGUGUUGUUAUACCGCCAUUCACCCCUUUUUCGCUUGAAGAUGAAGAAGAAGAUGAGGCUGAUACGCUCUUGGAUGA